AUGAUCAUUGUUAGUUUCCAUGGAAAUAGCUGUGAUGGUGACGAACUUUCAACAGAAGCUAUUGAGGCUUGCGUUAUGUCUGUGGAUGUUAAUUUGGACGUUGGUUGGGAGGUUGGCUUGAACGUUUGUUUGAAAGUUAGUUUGGACCUUGGUUUGGACCUUGGUUUGGACUUUGGAGUGGAGGUUGGUUGGGACGUUGAUUCGGAUGUUGAUUCGGAUGUUGAUUCGGAUAAUGAUUCCGAUGUUGGUACGGAGGUUGAUUCCGAUGUUGGUACGGAGGUUGAUUGCGAUGUUGAUUCGGAGGUUGAUUCCGAUGUUGGUACGGAGGUUGAUUCGGAGGUUGGUUCGGAGGUUGAUUCCGAUGUUGGUACGGAGGUUGAUUCAGAGGUUGAUUUCGAUGUUGUUACGGAGGUUGAUUCCGAUUUUGAUUCGGAUGUUGAUUCCGAUGUUGGUACGGAGGUUGAUUCCGAUGUUGAUUCAGAGGUUGAUUUCGAUGUUGAUUCGGAGGUUGGUUUCGAAGUUGAUUCGGAGGUUGGUUCGGAGGUUGAUUCUGAUAUUGAUUCGGAGGUUGGUUCGGAAGUUGAUUCGGAGGUUGGUUCGGAGGUUGAUUCUGAUGUUGAUUCGGAGGUUGAUUUCGAUGUUGAUUCGGAGGUUGGUUCGGAAGUUGAUUCGGAGGUUGGUUCGGAGGUUGAUUCUGAUGUUGAUUUGGAGGUUGGUUCGAAAGUUGAUUCGGAGUUUGUUUCAGAGGUUGGUUCGGAGGUUGAUUCUGAUGUUGAUUUGGAGGUUGGUUCGGAAGUUGAUUCGGAGUUUGUUUCAGAGGUUGGUUCGGAGGUUGAUUCUGAUGUUGAUUCGGAGGUUGGUUCGGAAGUUGAUUCCGAUGUUGAUUCGGGGGUUGAUUCCGAUGUUGAUUCGGAUAUUGAUUCAAAGGUUGAUUCAGAGGUUGGUUCAGAGGUUGAUUCGGAGGUUGGUUCGGAAGUUGAUUCCGAUGUUGACUCGGGGAUUGAUUCGGAAGUUGGUUGA
Messenger RNA from Xenia sp. Carnegie-2017, 1020 nucleotides. Its product is annotated as clumping factor B-like. The coding region runs from base 1 to 1020 and encodes 339 amino acids. The record is from RefSeq and is a predicted model, not a curated record. The transcript has a single exon. NCBI's taxonomy places the organism in Eukaryota, Metazoa, Cnidaria, Anthozoa, Malacalcyonacea, Xeniidae.